This is a messenger RNA of Patella vulgata (common limpet), 3320 nucleotides long. Its product is annotated as cytochrome P450 1A1. NCBI's taxonomy places the organism in Eukaryota, Metazoa, Mollusca, Gastropoda, Patellidae. The transcript has a single exon. Bases 46 to 1560 code for a protein of 504 amino acids. The record is from RefSeq and is a predicted model, not a curated record. Gene Ontology annotation, molecular function: oxidoreductase activity, acting on paired donors, with incorporation or reduction of molecular oxygen; monooxygenase activity; iron ion binding.
AGUAGUUAAUUUAAUAUUGAAGGGAUAUAAAGUUGAAAUCUAACCAUGGUGCUCCAGAAUAUAACAUCGUAUCUUAUUGACACGACAAACGGAACGGCAGCUACAUUGGGGAUAUUCCUCGCUACACUGAUUAGUGCAAAAGCAAUACUCAACAUGUUGUGGAAAGACAACCGGCCUCCCGGUCCACGAGGUGUUCCUUUACUAGGAUACCUGCCUUACUUCGGUACUCAUCCACACCUGACAUUUUUCAAGCUUCGGGAAAAAUACGGCGACGUCUUCAGUAUCCAGAUGGGAAGUUUUCCAGCAGUUGUCAUCAGUGGUAAAGAAUUGAUUAAAGAAGUUUUGGUGACACGAGGUGACGAGUUUUCUGGUAGACCAAACUUUUACACCAGUACUUUGCUAGGAAGCGAUUCAUUAAGCUUUGGACAUUUUGACCAUUCUGCUAUACUUCACAAAAAAAUCACCUACAGCUGCCUACAUCUCUUUUCCAAUGCUCGAAUGAAACAAAUAGAGGAAAUGAUAUUUGAUGAAGCGAAAAUAGCAGUUUCAGAAUUCAGUAAUCAGAAUGGGAAACCAUUCUUUCCGGGCGAAAUACUGUUUGCUAGUGUAGGAAGCUUUAUUUAUCAAGCAUGCUACGGGACUCACACUAAUAUUCGCGAAGAAGGUACUUUCCACUCUUUUUUAGAAAAUUCCAGAGAGUUUGCGAAUUUUGCGGGAUCCGGAAAUCCGGUUAAUGUGAUGCCUUGGUUGAGAUUUGUUAUGCCUGGGAAGGUUUCGACAUAUCUUCGGUUGAGAAAUAAGACGAAAGCCGUCAGGAAUACAAAGCUAACGGACUCUUUAAAGUCUUUUUCCCCUUCCCAUGUGCGACAUCUUGCAGAUGGCUUCACUGCAGCUGCAAAAGAGGCCGAUGAAGAUCCCAACUCUGUUUUAACGUCCAAAAGAAUUUUUCAAACGCUCGAUGAUUUAACUGGAGCUGGGUUUGAUACAGUAUCAGUAACUUUGAACUGGGCAGUACUACUCCUAACAGCCCAUCCAGAGGUCCAAAGAAAGGUUCACGCUGAGAUUGACGAUGUUCUAGGUAACCGCCAGCCUAGGCUAGAAGACAAAACAAAGAUGCCGUACUGCAUGGCCACUAUAUCUGAGAUAUCGCGGUUCGCCGAUAUUGCGCCACUUUCAGUACCACAUGCAACGACCAUAGAUACCCAACUGAACGGCUACAAAAUUGCUAAAGGAACUGCUGUCCUUCUCAACGUGUAUACAAUAAGUCAUGAUAAAGAUCUCUGGGGUGACCCAUUUAAUUUUCGACCGGAACGUUAUCUUGAUCAAGCGGGAAGAUUAGAUCAAAAUAUUGCCGGCAAUUUUAAUCCAUUCUCCUGGGGGAGACGAAAAUGUGUGGGCGAGAAUUUUGCCAGAAUGGAACUAUUUUUAUUUAUAACUGGAAUAUUUCAGAACUGUGUAUUCACCAAACCAGCUCACAUUGAGGAAUAUUCUAUGGAUAGUAUAUUUGGGCUAACUGUUUUACCAGUUCCUUAUGAGGUCUGCGCUUCUUUGAGGUAUUAAAUAAUUUAUAGAACAGGUUUUGUACUGCAUCUAAAUUCGGUUAACGCACUUAAAUAUGUUCAAGCUCUAUCAAAAUUAUAUCACAAUUAUAAAGUUAUUAGCAAACAUUCUUAAUAAAAAGAAAUGUGUGAUGUAUCGAUAGUAACUGUGCGAUGUUCGUCAAAAACUGUACAACUAAGUAUUCCAUUUGUAUUAUGGUGGAAUUUGUUUUCAAUCUGUAGACAUUUGUAUAGCAUCUACACAAAUUUCAGUAAACUCUGUUAUAGGAAAUGAAAAUAUAAAAACUUCUCGAAUUACAUUAAGAGGCGACUAAAUUAAUAAAUAUUUCUACUUGAACAGCUUGCAUAUCAAUACCCGAGCGUUGUGUGUUGUGACUUAUUGGGUCAACAGUUUAUUGGGUCCAGAAAAUCAACAUCUUUAUAUGACGGUUGUUAACUGGAGAUAAGAUAGUGAUAAUAUGUAAUUCAUGUCAAUAUAUAAUCUUUACAUUGUACAACCAUAUAAAUAACGGGUAAUAUUUGGUAGGUAUAGCACCCGAGCAAAAUAUGCUUACGCGUUAUGUUAACACUGCUUCACUGUAAGUGUAGAUAUUUUUGUUGUUCAUGAUAAUUGUUUUAAAUUUAACAUACCAAUAUAGCAAGUCUCUUUGAUCAUUCAUCGUUAUCUCACAACUUGCCCACAGUUUUAGUAUGUUACAUUAUUUUACAUGAUAUAGUAUACGUGUAUCACGUGUGGUACAAAAUGUAUCAAAUAAUACCUACUGGAUGGUAACUUAAAGAUACAUAAUGGGAGAUUAGAUACAGAGCUGGCAAUUCUCACUAUAAUAGUUAAAAACUAGAUAAUGUAAAGGGAAUUUGCUGAAAACUUCAGUCAGAUUGAUCCCCUCUGAACUGAGAAUUUAGCGAUUGAAUUUUCGGCCCAGCAUCGAUCAUCAUUACUAAAGUCGGUACAAUAAAUUAUAGUCUCGAUUAUCCAAUUCAUGAUUAAAUCAUGAAUGAAAGUUGAGCAGAAAAUCGGAUCCUAAUACAGUAAAUAUCGCAGGCUAGCGAUGACAUCGAUAGUUGAUCAUGGUCUGGAUAAGUUAAUUAAUGUCUAAUUAAUAAUUGAGAUAACCUUUCAGGCCUAAAGAAAGACCUGCAAUGGACAGAUUUAGCUCUUGCAUAAUGUAUGUUUAACCUACAGCUAUUAGAUGGUUUAAAUGGUUUUGCAACUAGAUCUUUUUUCAAAGGGUUAAUGUUGUAAAUUUAUCUAUAAUACCCUUAACAUGUUUAAUAUAAUCCCAAAUUAACUUCUGAAUUGAUGAUAAUGUUUGGUUAAUAUACAAAGGGAGACAUAUGGUCAGUAUUCUUACUACGCCAGUCCAUAAUAAACGUUUAAACCUUCAUCAGCGUAUAUAAUUUAUUUUGAGUUGAUAUUUCGUAUUAGUAAUAAUUUGCAUGUAUGAUUCUUCGUUAUUACGGUUACUAUUUUCAUAUUUGACAUGCUAUAUUGAGAAUUAUACAUCACAUGAUAUAUGUAAUUUCAUCCAUAGUUAUGCACAUACGUUCAAUAUCGAACGUCGUACACAAUAUGUUAUAUUAAUUCGAACAAUGCCACACAUAAGAUACAGAUUUGUGUUCUUUUACUAAAAGACAUUAAAUAUGUUUCUAAUCGUAAUAUCGUAAUUAUAAUGUAUUAUGUAUUUCGAAUCGUAAUUAUAAUAACCUGUAUUUCGAUUUAAUAUUGUCAGCAUAUUGUUUAAAAAAAAUGUAUUUGUUAUA